Theileria orientalis strain Shintoku is the source of this 1230-nucleotide messenger RNA. RefSeq lists its product as uncharacterized. Lineage: Eukaryota; Apicomplexa; Aconoidasida; Piroplasmida; Theileriidae. The transcript is spliced from 9 exons. The record is from RefSeq and is a predicted model, not a curated record. Gene Ontology annotation, molecular function: protein binding. The coding region runs from base 1 to 1230 and encodes 409 amino acids.
AUGCCUGAAUCAUUAUCUGAGAAACUUUACGGGUGUGUCAAAAUACCGUCCUGCCUGAAUAGCAGGAUCAGACAGCAUUACAUAACGAUUCUAAAGGACCUUUUAACAGUAGAAUACACAGGAAAGAGCAGGUACUGCGACUCCGGCUCAGUGCAAUCAGACACAUGUGCUCCGACAAACUGCCCAUUGUACUACUACGAAGUGGAAAUUCUCAAAUGCGACAACCAGCCUAAAAUAGUGGUAGGAUUCUCGUACAACAAUUUCCACUUGAAUCGACACCCAGGAUCAGAACCCAACUCACUAGGAUACAAAUCGGAGGACGGGUACUGUAUGAACGGCACGUCGAAAUCGGAUAACUACGGGCCCUCGUAUGGAAAGGGCGAUGUGAUCGGAUGCGGAAUCAACUACCUGAAACAGAAUUAUUUCUUCACAAAGAACGGGUCAUUCCUAGGGAACGCCGGAAACUUAUUUCACAUAGACAACUAUCCCACAGUUGGGUUAAACUCGUACGGAGAGUCAGUUAAAUUCAAUUUCAACGGACCAUUUAAGUUUAACAUAGAGGAAUACUUUAAGAAAAUACUGAGCACCGAAAGGGAGGAAAUAAACGCCACGCCCGUUUCAAAAGACAUAACCAACGGAAUUGUUAAAUAUUAUCUGCUUCAUAGAGGGUAUUCACGGACGCUAAAGGCCUUUAAGAACGAAGCAAACAAAGGCGAUAUGAAUGUAGACUAUUUGAACGGUGAUAAGAAGGAAAAUUUCAUCGAUAAACUGUACAUUUCAAAUGAAGUUGUAAACAAGAUGGAGUCGACGUUGGAAAAGAGAUCAGAAAUAAUUGAUAACAUACUCAAGGGGAACAUUACAAAGGCAUUGAAAGCGCUUUCAGACGCGUUUCCGCACAUACAAAAAAACUCAAUGGCCUACAUAAUGCUGGUCACGCAAAACUUUAUCGAAAUGCUGAGGUCGGGGACUGACAUACAGAAGUCCCUCAGGUGGCUGCAGGACUACAGCAGGAAGCUGAUGCCUAACGGAUCUGAGGAGCUGGAGAAUUUUUUUGAGAACGAUAAGGUCAAACAGGUAUUCCAGGAGUCAUGUGGACUACUGGCAUACCAGGACUUGGAGAACAGCCCGCUCAAGGAUAACUUGCUAAACAAGAGGAGGAUGGAAACGGCCAUAGUAGUGAAUGACACCAUCCUAAGUAAGAACACCCCUAAGAAUCUCAUGGAUACUUAG